AUGUCGUCCAGUUCAGACAGAAGAUCCUCUGCAAAGAUGAGUCUUAGACAGGAAGCGGCUUUGAUCAAGAAGCAGCAAGAAGAUGCUUUAGCCAGACUUCCACUGAACAGCCUUUAUAUUGUCCUCUGGAUCCGAUCACAUCCUCCUCAUGAAAACGACUUUCACUGGGGCUAUUACUUCCAUUCGACUCCACAGAGCGGAAUCAAAUAUCAUAUCAAGCAACUCGGCAGUGGCUGGAUAACCGACCAUGGCCGCACUGGUGGGGUCUUCAAGUCGAAUUUCCUGUGCGUCCUCAUUCAAAUCGCAACCGUUGCAGAGGGGGCCGGCGGCCAGCUUGAUCAAAUUAUGAGAUCUCAUGACGGGAACGUCAACAGCAUACCUGGAGUAACUUGCCGUGUAUGGAUACUGAAGAUCCUGGAAAAGCUCAUGCAAUCCGUAAUCGUUCGGUGCAGCAACGCUGAUGCAUUGUUGCAGGAGUGCAUGGCGAUUGGCAAUCAGCAUGGUCCGGAGGCUGCCGAAAAUCACCAGCCACGACCGGUCGUGAAAUCCAAUCUCUGCUUUUGA
Messenger RNA from Xylona heveae TC161, 564 nucleotides. RefSeq lists its product as hypothetical. Bases 1 to 564 code for a protein of 187 amino acids. The record is from RefSeq and is a predicted model, not a curated record. Lineage: Eukaryota; Fungi; Ascomycota; Xylonomycetes; Xylonales; Xylonaceae. The transcript has a single exon.